GUGGGAAAGAAAAAAAUAAACAAAAAUAUUUUGAUUUUACAUGUUUUUGGCUCAAUAUAGCACGAUUGAAUUGAAGUUGACAAUAUGCUUUACAUAAAGUAAUAGAUAAAGCUACCGUAUACAUCAUAUUUAAAAAUGGAAGUUCUGCAGGUGGUACAUGUGGUGCUACGUCGCAAAGUGUUGGAAGAAAUUUUGAAUCUUCUUGAAAAGAAAAUUCAGCCUGUGACUUUCAAAUCUAAAGACCAUAUUUCUCUUCCGACUGGGUCAAAGCAGAAGAAACUGACAUUUAAACAACAGGAAGAAGAAAUUCAUAUUGCAUUUAGAGAUUGCAGCUUUGAAUGUCUAGAAGAGCAACUGCAUGGAGAUUUUAGUGACAUCACUACAGACAAUUUGGAGGAUGAUCAAUCUCAAAGCAUAGAUGACAUCAUGAAAUAUUCAUUUGACCCUUUACAAGCAAAAUCAACCACUGUUCGAUCUAUCCAGAGGAAAUCUGCAAGAACCUGUUUCACAAUAACACGAAAGAGAAAAGCAUUUGCGUUAUCUAAAAAAGGAAAAAAGCAUCCCAAAUUUUCAAAGUCAAAAUCACAUUCCAAUUCUCCGAAACAAGAUAUCAAAAAUGAAUCACAACUUACAAUAAAAAAAGAAGAAUCCACAAAUAAUGAUAUUGAAUUUGGAAACCCUUCAAUUCAUGACAAUGGCGAACAAGAUGGUGGCCUUGAUAUUGAAGAAACAGAAGAUCAUAAAAUGACAGAAAACUGUAACCAAGGUGAAGUAUCCUUCAAUAACAAAGCAGCAAAAUUGCAUGAAACUGGGCCGACUGAAGCAAAUGACUCUAGUGAGGAAGAUGUAGGUAAAAGGAGAGAGAAAAUUGUGAAAAGAUCAGCACCAGCAAGACAAGCAAAAACUAAAGUGGAAGAUUCAACAUGUAAUGAGGUUGUGAGGAUAAAGUGCAGAUUUUGUGAAAAGCAGCUGACUCGAGAUGUGAUGCUUCAGCACAUAGCGCAACAUAAGCAGGUUCCAGCUAUAGAGAGGAAACAGUUUAAAGAUUUCAUAAAGCAUGAGGCUGUCAAACUACCUUGUGAUGACUGUGGUAUGGUGUUUAGCACCAAGAGCUCUCUUAGAAUGCACAUUUCAAGAUUCCAUUCAGGCAAUACAGACAAGAAAAUCAAAGAGCGUAAAAUCCAGUGUAGGAUAUGUAACAGCUGGCAGAUCUCCCACUAUGCGUGUUACAGGCAUGUCAGAGAGUACCAUAAGGACCAUGCUGACUGCAAACCCUUCAAGGAUCACCUAUUACAGUUUCUCAAGGGCACAUGUGACAUGUGUGGUAAAACAUGCAACAUUCUGCCAAACCAUAAGAAGAAUAUCUGCAAUGCGGAGCAGCGAAUACCAUGUGAGACAUGUGGAGUGAUGUUAAAGCGCUACACAAUGAGACAACAUGUUAAACAGUUCCAUCUUAACCCACCUAGUCCCAUACAGUGCCCUAAAUGUGACAAAACUUUAGCAAACCCAAGCUACUUGAAAAGACAUAUUGAAGCCAUGCACAUGGGUGUUAAAACUAUAGAUUGUGAUAUUUGCGGCAAGUCGUUCUAUAAUGCUAGUCAAAUGCGAAGUCAUCGGGAAUACCACAAAACAGAGAAGCCACAUUUGUGUAAUUACUGUGGUAAAAGUUUUAAAGUAAAAACAGAGCUAGGCCAACAUGUGAAAAUUAUUCAUGAGCACAAAAAUGAGUUUUCACACUAUUGUCCCAUAUGUGCAAAAGGAUUCCAUGGAGCAAAAAAUAUGAAGACACAUCUCUAUAGUGUACAUCACAGAAUUCACAGAUUUGAGUGUUUCAGGUGUAAUAUGAAGUAUCGCAGUAAUAAAGCCCUUGAAGACCAUUUACCAUCCUGCCCCAAGACUAACAGCGAAGUUGUUGCUAAAGAAAAAGAAAGGCAAAUGAAAGAAAACCUGAAAAAAGUGAAUGAAUAUUUGAAGAUGACUGACACCUCUAAGAAACCAGACAUUAAAACGUUAUCUGAGGAAAACAAAGCAUCUCCUGAAAAAACAACUAAAAGAAAGCAGAAACAAAAUCGGAAAGAUACUGAUAAAUCAAAACAGAGUAAAACUGAGAAACAACAAGCUUUUCGACAGCCCCCUAUUCCAAUUGCUAUAAAACCCCCUAAAUUUCUAAAUUCACCAGGAAUAGAUAUUCAAUAUUUAUCAGGUGGAUUUAAUGAGAUUUCAGCUCCUAUAGUAACUGGAAGAGAUGUCCCAAGUGUACAUGAAUUAUCUCAUGCUAUACGAGAAAGUGCUUCGCAAUCUCUACAAAAUAUACAGCUGCCUAACCAGAUAGCACAAUCUCUUGGUUCUGUAUCCACGAUGACUAAACCGAAUACCUCGCAUGUUAUAAGUAAUGGAAAUUCAAACUCUAUACAACAAGUACAUACAAUACACGAUGCUGCAUCUCGAAGCCAUGGUAACAACUUUAAUCAAUGGUUGGAGAAUUCUAAUCAGUUACAGCCAAUACAGUCAGCGGAAAUUCAAGAAUUUCUCUCGUCAAGUGAAAGUAUUACGACAUAUGUACUGGAUAACAACCAAUUUGUUAGAGUAGAUCAAAGUAAUAAUAUUAGCAACCAGGGUCAAGGUCAGAUGAACAACCAAGAUCAAUUAACCAACCAAGGUCAUGGGACUGACCAAGGUCAAAUUAUAACUCAAGGUCAAAUAACCAACCAAAGUCAAGUCUCCAAUCAGACCAGUGAUACAGCUAAUCAACGAAAUGUCACAAUGAUCAGCCAAGUCCAAAAUAAUUUAAUCAAUCAAAGUCGAGACAAUCAGCUACAGGAAAAUCAGAUAAACCUUUAUAAUCACACUCAUCCCCUUUUAUCAGAUUAGCCCCUUAAUCCAACUCAUCUAAGGCUCAAAACCAAACCCACAGAGCUUCUUGUCAAAUAGUUUAUAUCAAAGUGUUCACUAUAGCAUGGUUUGCCAUAUAGACAGCCAAUGCUCAAUUUGUUUAACAAAUUCAUUUGGAAAAAUAACAACAAAUGGUUAGUAUCCCGGGAAAUUAUUUUUUGACAAUAGGUGAACAAUGGAGGGAUAUAAUUUUAAUUCAUUGAAAUUGUUUUGUCAGUCUGAUGAAAACAAUUUUAAGGCUUA
This is a messenger RNA of Owenia fusiformis, 3135 nucleotides long. The record is from the annotation of a GenBank genome assembly. Lineage: Eukaryota; Metazoa; Annelida; Polychaeta; Sabellida; Oweniidae.